This is a messenger RNA of Talaromyces rugulosus, 1680 nucleotides long. RefSeq lists its product as uncharacterized. Gene Ontology annotation, molecular function: magnesium ion binding; thiamine pyrophosphate binding; carboxy-lyase activity. The record is from RefSeq and is a predicted model, not a curated record. The transcript is spliced from 11 exons. NCBI's taxonomy places the organism in Eukaryota, Fungi, Ascomycota, Eurotiomycetes, Eurotiales, Trichocomaceae. The coding region runs from base 1 to 1680 and encodes 559 amino acids.
AUGUCGGAAUUCCCCGUCGGAGAAUUCCUCUUCAAGCGUAUCCAGGAGCUGGGUAUAGAGACCAUUUUCGGUGUCCCUGGUGAUUAUGAAUUGGCUCUUCUGGAUCUUGUUGAGCCUGCCGGUCUUAAGUGGACUGGCACCCCGAACGAGCUGGUUGGUGCUUACGCUGCAGAUGGCUACGCCAGGCAAAAGGGCGCCGGUGCGUUAGUCACUACGUUUGGGCCUGGCGAACUAAGCGCUCUCUGUGGCAUUGGAGGUGCCAACUGUGAAUCUGUGCCCAUUGUCCAUAUCGUGGGCUAUCCAACCGAGGCGGCUCAGAAAAGUGGUAAUAUUCUGCACCACACAUUAGGUGAUUUGAAAUACGACCAUUAUGUCAAGAUGUCCUCCGAGCUGUCCUGUGCAACAACAGUACUGCAUGACCCGGCGACUGCGGUGGCGGAAAUCGACCGAGUCUUGAAUGCUAUGAUCUACCACUCAAAGCCAGUGUACAUCGGUAUUUCAGAAGACGUUGCUUAUGCCAAAGUGUCCGUUUCUACUCUGGACAAGAAGCUUGUCCACAGCCUGCCCGUUGGGGAUCUUGCUGUCGAGACCCGAGCCAUUUCCGACAUUAUCGCGAAACUCGAGGCCUCCAAUGGUGCCGUCAUUAUAGUUGACGGCGGUGCCAACCGGUCCAGCUGGGCGCCCUUCGUGGACCCUCUGGUUGAUGCAUUGAAGGUACCCGUUUUUGUUACUUGUUUGGGAAAGGGAGCCGUAGAUGAGUCGUCUCCAUACUUUGGUGGCGCAUACGGCGGCAUAGACUCGUGGCCCAAUGUCGUCAAGAUGGUUGAGUCUUCCGAUUGCAUCUUGUGGUUGGGUAGACUACCCUCGGACUUCAACACUGGAGCUUUUACAGAACAUGUCAAUCCUUCUACUGUCAUUGACUUUCAACGCUUCUCGAUUGAGAUUGGCGAGACCAAGUUCGACGCCAAAAUCAGCCAUGUCCUGCCAAAGCUGAUCGAAGCAAUCAAGGGAAAUGCCAGCUUGACAUCGCGUCCAACCCGCCCUCUUGUCUCGCAGCCACCACUUCCUCGGAAACCAGCAUCGGAUCUGAUCACGCAGGAUUGGGUGUGGGAGCGUCUCUCAUCAUUCCUCAAACCCGGCGAUCUCCUCGUCAGCGAGACUGGAACCGCCCAAUUCGGCGUCCUGGGCACCCGUCUCCCUUCUGGCGCUAGCCACUGGACCCAAGCCGUCUGGGGCAGCAUUGGAUACGCAACGGGGGCGGCGGUUGGAGCUUCCAUUGGCGCCAAAGAGACGGGCAAAUUCAAAAGGCUCGUGCUACUGACAGGCGAGGGUUCGUUGCAGAUGACCAUUCAGGCAUUUUCGCUCUUGAAUCGGCAUGGCAUUGUGCCAAUUGUUUUUGUCCUCAACAACGCUGGCUACACCGUCGAACGAUACUUUCACGGCUGGGGGGCUAUCUACAACGACGUGCCCGACUGGGACUAUGGCAAGAUCUUCUCCGGGAUGGCACCUAAUUCCGGGGCUCGGGGAUACAAAAUCACCAAGCGUCAUGAUAUGGACGCUCUCCUUGAUGACCCUGAGGUGCAGAAUGCCACGUAUCCGCAGGUUAUCGACUUUGCCCUGGCCAAGGACGAUGCGCCGACUCCGCUCAAAUUGGUUUUUAAGGGUAAGAAGCAGGGUUAA